CGCCCGAAGGUGCACUCCCGCUUCUCUCGUAUAGCCUUCGUAGUGUUUAUGACAGUGCAGACAUCAGCCAUCGUCAUAUUCGUCCCAUUUCGGGGAUUCAACAGUUUCCGCAGCCAGUGCAAGGGAGCCCAAUGCCUCUCCCUGAAGCGCGAUAUGAACCACUCUGUAAACCUAUCAGCGGAUCCUUGCCACAACUUCUACUCGUAUGUUUGCGCUGGUUGGUGGGAAUACAGCGGCAAGCGCUACGGCACUCCGCUUCAAAAGUACAACAGGUUCCACAUGGAAGACGUUAUCAAGACUUUGGUGCUGCACGGCGGAAAGAAGAGUGAUAAACGGCAGAGUGUAUUGGAGAAAGCCUCCUUAUUGAUGACGGAGUGCAGCAAGUACGCCGAUAGCGAAGAUUCGUUGAUUGAUUUCCUGCGGAGUCAGAAAUUAACGUGGCCUGACAAGAGCGUUGCCACACGGCUUGACAUCUUGGACAUUCUCGUGAGCUCCUCUCUCGAUUAUGGAGUACCAGCGAUAUGGUCGUUCAUGAUUGGACGUCACCCCAAGGUUCCUCGGAUGACCAUUAUUUACUUAUCACUGGAUUACAGGGUACUGGAAUGGAUCUCCCAUUUGAGUGCCCUCAACAAGUCCGGGACAGCGGAAAGCUACAUUCGACUCUGCGCUGAGCGAAUCGGAGGAACCGGGCGAUCGUACGGACGAAUGAUCGAGGACGUGCUUUCCAUACACGCGCGAGUACAAUCAUCCAUGGCGUCCCACUUGGACGUCUACCAACCCGAGUACAUGAACCUCAGUGACGUUCAGCUUCGCCUCGCUGUUAACCGUCAUCUACCAGAUAGCUCGCAGCAAUGGCCGGAUGAUCAGAUCCUUUGUCUUCAACGCACAGCCUUCGAGACCUUCGACCGAACGUAUCUGGCCACCCAAGAGGUCGCCUCGCAACUUAAGCAAUACAUCGGCGUGUACUUAGUCUGGUACUUGGCGCCAUUUACUUCUAGUCAUCUGACCAAUUCCCUCAUGAAAGACCUGAAAAAGGAAAAGGACGCCGUAAGCUACGUCACCCACCGUUGCGUCGAUACAGUGUCCAGUCUCCUGCCCUUGCUUAUGUGGACGGCUAGGAGUCACGCCGUUCGGGACAAGAAGGCCGUUUUUGAUAUUUAUGACCUCAUGCGCCAAGUAUUCAACGAGGCGAUGGCUGCUGACAACGAGGACAUGACUACCAUGCUCAACUCUCUUUCCCUCGGCUCGUUUAACAUGACCGGCACGUGGUCCUUACUAGACAGGAGAUAUGAUUACGUGCCGCAACUCACAGGCGAUUUCUUCGACAUGUACAUAGAUAUAGCUCACGCCAAUUCUCGUCGGUUCAAGGAGUCAAUGAAACAUCCGCGCCAAGAUAUCGUUCAUUUGCCCCUGGUGUCCACGGUAUCUAUCUACCGCCUCCUCGUCGCCAGGGAGCUGCGUCUUCCCCUGACCUUGGUGGCCGUGCCUCUUCUGGUAGAAACAACGCCACUGCACGUCAAAAUGGCAGCACUAGGUUCGCACCUGGCGUACGAUAUUUUCCAGCUCAUGCAUUUCGUAUACUUCAGCAACGACGACUUUCAGCCGAAACACCCCGGAGACCGAACGGUCCCGAGGAAGGUGUACGAGAGGUAUCGCCAUUUUUCAAGAGCCAUGCGCGAACAUCUCUUAAAAGGGCAUGUCCUAGAAGACGAGGUUGAACAAACAUAUGUGGUUUUUCACGCGAUGGGUACCAAUUUUGCUCACAGACAAGUGGCGAGGCUUACGAAUUCGACGGAGCAGGUGUAUGGGUUUCCUUCCAAUCGUUUGUUUUACCUGGUCAGGUGCUUCUUGGUGUGCGGAAAGGAGGCGCCCAGUGUACUGCAAAGUGCGAUAUGCAAUACGGUGGUGCCUCAAGUUCCAGGCUUUGCCACGGCCUUCGGAUGUGCACCAGGACAACCGAUGUACCUAGACUUAACGAAUAACUCGAGCUAAAUGCUCCCCUUGUCGGAUAUUUCAUGCGUUACACCUUGGUAGGAUAUGGAUAUAGGCCAGCUAUGUGUGAAAGAUUGUAAUUUGCUUUUAAUUGAGUGGCAUAAGGAGA
Ornithodoros turicata is the source of this 2101-nucleotide messenger RNA. RefSeq names its product phosphate-regulating neutral endopeptidase PHEX-like. The coding region runs from base 49 to 1992 and encodes 647 amino acids. Gene Ontology annotation, cellular component: plasma membrane. NCBI's taxonomy places the organism in Eukaryota, Metazoa, Arthropoda, Arachnida, Ixodida, Argasidae. Gene Ontology annotation, molecular function: metalloendopeptidase activity. The transcript is spliced from 2 exons. The record is from RefSeq and is a predicted model, not a curated record. Gene Ontology annotation, biological process: protein processing.